Molecule: messenger RNA, 1728 nt
Organism: Brassica oleracea var. oleracea
Lineage: Eukaryota; Viridiplantae; Streptophyta; Magnoliopsida; Brassicales; Brassicaceae
Product: reticuline oxidase-like protein
Exons: 2
Coding region: 38-1630 (530 amino acids)
Molecular function (GO): FAD binding; oxidoreductase activity
Source: RefSeq, a predicted model, not a curated record
CACAAAAAAUUGUUUUGUUCUUAUUUCAUCGUUCAAAAUGAAACGUUCAAGAACAACGUUGCUCGCUUUGAUCUUCUUCAUUGUCACCAUAUGGGAAUCAAACUCAUCAUUAGCAAAUUCGGAGACUUUCACACAAUGCCUAACGUCAAAAUCCGACCCCAAACAUCCCAUCUCCUCUGCCGUGAUCUUCUCCGGAAACAGCUCCUACUCCUCAGUACUAGAAGCCUACAUCCGUAAUCUACGGUUCAACACCUCCACAACCCCAAAACCCUUCCUAAUAAUCGCCGCAACACACGAAUCACACGUUCAAGCCGCAGUUACUUGUGGCCGACGUCACCACCUUCAGAUGAAAAUCAGAAGCGGUGGCCACGACUACGACGGCUUGUCAUACGUGACAUACUCUGGGAAGCCGUUCUUUGUCCUCGAUAUGUUUAAUCUCAGGUCGGUUAAUGUUGACCUAGCCAGUAAAACCGCGUGGGUCCGAAGCGGUGCCAUUCUCGGAGAAGUUUAUUACUAUAUAUGGGAGAAAAGCAAAACCCUAGCUUAUCCGGCAGGGAUUUGUCCGACGGUUGGUGUUGGUGGCCAUAUUAGCGGCGGAGGGUACGGAAACAUAAUGAGGAAGUACGGUCUCACCGUUGAUAAUACUAUCGAUGCAAGAAUGGUCGACGUCAAUGGAAAUAUUUUGGAUAGAAAAAUGAUGGGAGAGGAUCUCUACUGGGCAAUCAACGGAGGAGGAGGAGGAAGCUUCGGCGUCGUUUUGGCCUACAAAAUAAACCUCGUCGAAGUCCCUGAAAACGUCACCGUUUUUAGAGUCUCCCGGACGUUGGAACAAAACGCGACGGAGAUCGUUCACCAGUGGCAACAAGUCGCUUCAGUGCUUCCCGACGAGCUCUUCAUAAGAGUCGUCAUUGACGUAGUAAACGGUACCGUUUCUUCUCAAAAGACCGUUAGGGCAUCUUUCGUAGGUAUGUUCCUCGGAGACGCAACGACGCUUCUGUCUAUAUUAAACCGGAGAUUACCAGAACUAGGUCUGGUCCGAUCAGAUUGUACCGAAACGAGCUGGAUUCAAUCAGUGCUUUUCUGGACGAAUAUCCGUGUUGGUACGCCGGAGACAGUUCUCCUCCAGAGGAACCAAACCGUUAAUUAUCUCAAGAGGAAGUCCGAUUACGUCCGCGAACCGAUUUCAAGAACCGGUUUAGAAUCUAUAUGGAAGAAGAUGAUCGAGCUUGAAAUCCCAACGAUGGCUUUCAAUCCAUACGGCGGCAUGAUGGGGAGGGUUCCGUCCACGGCUACUCCGUUCCCAUACAGAGCAGGGAACCUCUGGAAGAUUCAGUACGGUGCGAACUGGAGAGAAGAUAGGUUGACGAACCGGUAUAUGGAGCUGACUAGGGAGCUGUACCGGUUCAUGACUCCUUUUGUUUCCAAGAAUCCGAGACAGUCGUAUUUUAACUAUCGGGAUGUUGACUUGGGGAUUAAUUCUCACGACGGAGUUGUCCGGAGCUACGUGGAAGGUGAACGUUACGGGAAGAAAUAUUUCAACGGAAAUUUCGAGAGGUUGGUGAAGAUUAAGACGAGAGUUGAUAGUGGGAACUUCUUCAGGAACGAACAGAGUAUUCCUGUGAAACCAUAGUUUCAAUAUAUUUAUUUAGUGAAAUUGCUAUUGUGUAAUGAUUGUGUUGUAAUUCUUAUGAAGUUUAUAGUAAAUAAAGUUCGAUUGUUAUAUGGGUA